This is a messenger RNA of Prosopis cineraria, 2558 nucleotides long. RefSeq names its product protein WVD2-like 4. Gene Ontology annotation, molecular function: microtubule binding. Gene Ontology annotation, biological process: microtubule cytoskeleton organization. The record is from RefSeq and is a predicted model, not a curated record. The transcript is spliced from 9 exons. The coding region runs from base 1045 to 2349 and encodes 434 amino acids. NCBI's taxonomy places the organism in Eukaryota, Viridiplantae, Streptophyta, Magnoliopsida, Fabales, Fabaceae.
UAUGUUGUCUCUAGUUCAAUUCUGGAGGCGGUGAAUAAUAUUGGAUUUCAUUUGCAAGUUCCUAUUUGAGCACAUGACCAUAAACACAAGUCCAGUGAAGAAAAAGUAUGGUGAUUUGUCAUUGAUCGGAUUGUACAUGUUCAGCCAAAAAAUAGUUCAGUACAUGCGGACAAACGGACAAACCUCUCUUCUUCAACCUUUUGAUCCCCGGAUAUCAAUAUUAUCCUCUCCAUCACCUUUAUUUCGUCUGCACCAAAUAUCUUUCGCCAGCUCGGUUUCAUCAACACACCAAAAACCAAAAAAAUCAUCAAAACGCCAUAUGAAGAGCAAUGAUUGAUCAGUUACAACUUUUUUAUUGUUCAUAACUGGCUGCUGAAAUUCCUAUUGCUCAAUGAAAUGAAUUGUCUGAACCGUAAUAUUAGGCCGAAUUCAUCAUCAUUCCUAUACAGUCACCGGGUAAAUGUCACCUUUCGAUUCUACCGAUGUAGUUUCACCUCAAAAUUCUUGGGGUGACAGUUAAACCAAAAACAAGACACCAGACUGUUUCCACAAUUUUCAACUUUUUUUUGGGGGAAAAAAAUAACUGCUUGCAUGGACGGUUAGAGUUACGAGUGGCAGAAAAGUCAUGAUGGUGGGGAGUUCCAAGUAAUCUAUCUGUUCCAGUUCAUUGAAAGUUCGUCUCACUUGGGGCUUUCUUCCCACGAAUCUGUCUUCUCCAUAUCUUCAACGAAAACUCCAGUUUCACCAACUCCCCCUUUCAUCUUCAUCUUUCCAUCCCAUUCGAUUCCCACUUAUAACCCCCCCCCAAUCCCACCCGCUGCUUCCUAUCCAUCGCCACUCUCAACUCUCCUCUCUCUGAUUUCCAUCUCCCACAUAAUUCCGUCUUCGAAUUUCUCAACUUUCGCCUCAAUCUCCAUUCCUUUCUCUUCCCUUCUCAUCCCUAUUAUCAAUAAAUCAAGAUUCAUCGAGGCUAAUAUUCCAGAACCCCAGUUUCUAAGCUGAUCGUGCCGCAACUUACUGUCUUCCCUGAGUUUCUGGAACGAAAUGGAAUCUGAAAAUGGCGUUGCUAUGGAGGAAGAGAAACGUGUCAUUGGGGAAACAAGGGAGGAGAAUUUAAACAAGGAAGACCACAAGGAUUGCAAUGGUACAGAAGUUCAGAGCCAGAACGAAGCAGACAAACCCACAGUUGAAGCUGAAGGCCCCAAAUCUGCUGCUGCUGGAGCUGCAGGCGAAGCCCUUGUAACUUCUUCUGCAAGUAAAUCCUCAAAACGUACUACCAAGGAAACUGGUAUUGCUUCAAAGAACAACAAAUCUGUUAGAGAUAAACCCAAUUUGAAAGGUUCGACUUCGAUGCCUCAGAAACAAAGGCCAACCAUUUCUCAGAGCCUUUCAUUCCCAGCCAAAACAGCUCGUGGGGCAGCUAUGAAGAAAAGCGUUGACGAUCAUGAGAUUAGAGCUGAGGCUUCUGUCCGUCCAUCGAUCAAGUCUACAAACUCUGAAUUGAACUCAAAGGAAGUAAAGACAAAGCCUGAGAAUUUUGCCAGGAGAGCUUCCUUGACAUCCAAGCCCAGCUUCAAACGCUCUGUGUUUGGAAGGACUACUGAGGUGAAUGCGGUAGCUAAAAGCCAUGCAUCUGAGACAUCCCUAACCACCGCGGACCAGAAUUCAGACGCAGCAAAAACUGCAAAGCCAAAUAUAGAGGAUGAUGAUGCUAACUCAACUACUUCAAGUGGUACUCCUCGACGGAAGGGCAAUGGGGUUGGAUUUUCCUCCAGGCUGGAAGAACGAGCUGAAAAGCGAAAGGAGUUUUUUUCCAAGCUGGAAGAGAAAAUCCAGGCAAAGGAAGCAGAGAAAACUGACUUGCAAGCGAAAUCAAAGGAAAACCAGGAGGCAGAGAUCAAGCAGCUAAGGAAGACCAUGACUUUCAAAGCCACUCCGAUGCCGAGUUUCUAUAAGGAACCCCCUCCGAAAGUUGAACUCAAGAAGAUUCCAACGACUCGAGCAAAAUCUCCAAAGCUUGGACGGCACAAGGCUUCUGGAGUGACUGAUAAUAACGAUGCAGAUGAAAAAUCUUGUUCAAGCCCGCGUGUGAAACAGCAGAAGAAUGAUCCGGCCAGGGCCAAGAUAAGGUGUGACAAAGAUGUGAAUCCCAAGAGACCAAACAGGAAAAUUCAAGCUCAGGAAUCUGAAAGCAGUAAAAGUAGUGCCAAAAUCAGCCAAAACGGUAAGGGAGAACGCCGAGAAACAUCGGAGGCCGUUGAAUCUGAGGAGAACAUUGCCCCAAACAGUGCUCAGCUUACAGCCACGACACCAGCGAAUGUAGCGGAUGAGGUUACUGUUGGAGUGUAGAUUCAUGUGUCGAACGUAUAUUUUACAUACACACUUAGGAUUCUAUGUUCUUUCCGAUUAUUUUAUUUCAUUAUCAAGAUUUGUAGAUAUAAAGAUUGCGUGUUCCUCAUCUUAAAUCUGCUUUGCAGUUACAUGUAUACUUGUCUCUCACUUUGAUCUGUUAACCUCGGGUGUUUUUACUUAAUCCACCUGCUUUGAUUUCCUUUUUA